Heterotrigona itama is the source of this 641-nucleotide messenger RNA. The record is from the annotation of a GenBank genome assembly. Lineage: Eukaryota; Metazoa; Arthropoda; Insecta; Hymenoptera; Apidae.
AUGUCAAAUCAAUUCGUAACGAAAGACCAGUCGAAAUUAAUUAUAAACGUUAAAGGUUCAACUUUGUCAGAACGUACAAUACUAAAAAUUCAAGAAACUUUACGAAAAAUUCAAUCAGAAAUUCAAAUCGAAUCAAAUGUAGAUUAUGACAAUUUAUGCGGACCAUGGGUUUACUCAGAAAAUCCUCUUCAAAAUACAUACGUUCAUUCACCUCAGCCAAGUUUGUGUAUUUGGAAAUAUUUUACAGAAGAGGAUGUAAUUUAUCUUAAAAAGUAUCAAGAGAACAAGAACCUAAUAUGUUCUUUUUUUGGUUAAACUUAUUCAGUGGAAAAGCUAUUUCUGCAUGUUUGGGAGUCGUGUAUUUAACACAUUUAUUUUUUCUUUCAUAUCCAUGGUGUACAACUCGAGAAGUUUAUCAAUUUUUUUAUAAAACUAUGUUAUUACAUAUUGUUUUGGUUUGUACAUCUCUUAUUUUAACUCACCCUCCAAAAAGAUUAGAAAUAUUUACCGUAAAAGAAUGCAAGCUUUUAUUUGAAUUAUUUUAUAAAGUAUACAUAAAAAAUCUUGUUUUACUGCAUAUUCUUUGUCAUACAAAUUAUCAUUUUACUCUAAAAUUACAACUUCAAGAAAUUCAAUUAUAA